Molecule: messenger RNA, 3467 nt
Organism: Cuscuta campestris
Lineage: Eukaryota; Viridiplantae; Streptophyta; Magnoliopsida; Solanales; Convolvulaceae
Source: the annotation of a GenBank genome assembly
CCCCCCUACUCUAUUAUGAAUGCCUUCUUGCAAAGACUUGGACUGGUGGGUUCUUACUCGCUGGGGAAACUCUCCACCAAUCAAGUCUUGAUGAACUUUCAUCAAGAUGAAGAUUACCAAAGGGUAUUCCUCAGACAAACCUGGAAGGUUGGGAAUCAAACCAUGGUGGUCACUAAAUGGACACCAGAUUAUGAGGAAGGAGCUGACUGUCUAGUGGUUCCAUUUUGGGUUUCUUGUCCUAAACUUCCCAUCUUUCUGCACGACAAAAGGGCCCUGUCCUUAAUUGCUUCUUCCAUUGGUAAACCUCUUAAGGUAGAUGAGAACACACUCAAUUUCUCUCGUCCAGAUUUGGCGAGAUUCUGUGUUGAAAUUGAUGUCUCACUACCACCACCCUCAAGGGUUCAUGUCAAACUUGGCAAUAAAGAUGUUUUCUAUCCCUUCAUUUUUGAGAACUUCCCUCUGUAUUGCUCAUACUGUAAGAAAUUGGGUCAUUCUCAGUCUAGUUGCAGAAACCUUCAUCUCCAAAAUGGGGAAGAAGAACCGGUUCUUGGAAAUGGGAAAAAACAGGCCACAUGUAAGGAAAGUGAACCGGUUCAAAAAGAGACAUGGACAAAGGUGAAGUCCAAAAAAAAGGGCCUCAUGCUUGAAUGGAGAAAAAGGACUGCCCUAUUGUCUGGCCCGGGUGAAAGCUCCAAGCCAGAGAGGAAUUCCAAGCAACUAGAAAUCCAAACAUUAAAUGCUGAGGUUCUGGGGCCUGACACAAGUUUAUUGGGGUCAUAUGGGACUAUUUUGGACUCAACCAAUUUGGGGUCUGGCCCUGCUAAUAUUCCUGAUGGCCUAAUUACAGCAGACCCAGGCCCACUUCCAGUCAUAAAUGCAGACCUUUCUCUGGUCCUCUGGAAGCCACUUCCUUUGAUCUCAAAAUCCAGAUUCUCCCCUCUUUCAUCAUUAGAUGAGGACUCAGAUUUUGAAGACUUGGGGGUAGUUCAGGAUUUGCCAACCAACACCAUUGAGGUUCCUGCAGUUGAAAUUACACAACACAAUCAAACAUCUAUCAAAUCUAGGCUGAGGGAUCUGCCUUGGAUAGUAGGGGGAGACUUUAACACCAUUCUUUCACUCACAGAACAUAAGGGUUUUGGCACUCCUUGUACUAAUAGUAUUGAUGACUUCAAAGACUGCAUCUCCAGUUGUAAUCUACAAGACCCUGAGCUUAAAGGCAACCUCUUUACCUGGAUGGGUAACAGAUCUAGAGGAAGAGUACUAUGCAGACUUGAUAGGAUCCUUAUCAACCAAGCAACCUUAGACCUUUUCUCAGAAGUUUUUCUCUAUCACUUGGGAAGGACAACUUCUGACCACAAGGCUCUACUGCUUGACUGGAACAUGAUUGAUUAUCAUGGUCCUAAACCCUUCAGAUUUCUCAAUGCUUGGACCCUUGAUUCUAGCUUCUAUGAGAUGGUGAGGUCUCACUGGAAUACAGUCCAUUAUGGUAGGGGAAUGAGAGGCUUGGCGAACAAACUUCAGACUCUGAAAAAGGCAAUCAGGGACUGGAAUACACAUCACUUUGGAGAUAUUUUUAAAGAAGUUUUAGAAGCAGAAGCAGCAGCAACUCAAGCCCAGGAUAAAUUUGAACAAGAGAAAAACUCUAUUAAUAGAGAAGCUGCAAAUUUGGCAAAUGCUAAACUAUUACUAGCUUGUAAGAAGGAGGAGAGUUAUUGGUCCCAAAAGGCCAACAUUAAAUGGCUAGCUCAAGGGGAUGCAUCCACAAAAUUCUUCCACUCUUAUGUCAAAGGAAAAAGAAGAAGAAGCAGUAUCAAAUUUAUCACUGAUUCUAAUGGCAAACAACUGUUUGAUCAGGCAGAGAUCUCCAACUACAUAGCCAACCAUUUUGAACACUCUUUCACAGAGAAACACAGGGGGAAUAUGCAGCCUAUUAUUCAACAUAUUCCUAAUCUUAUCACAGAAGUGGAUAACCAAUUAUUAGUAAGAUUCCCUUCUGAAGAUGAAAUCAAGGGUGCCCUGUGGCAACUGAAUCCCAACAGCUCUGCAGGCCUGGAUGGAUAUAAUGGUGAGUUUUUUAGACAUUUUUGGGAUAUCAUUAAAGAAGAUCUUAUUAGUGCUAUUCAAGAAUUCUUUUUAGGCAUCCCUAUCCCCAAGGCAUUUGGUAGCACUUUUAUUACUCUCAUUCCCAAGACAGAAGGUGCUAAAAAUAUUGGUCAUUACAGGCCUAUUGCCCUGUCUAGUUUUUUCAGCAAGUUGAUAUCCAGAAUCUUAUCCAAUAGGCUUGCGGGGUUACUAGAAAAAAUCAUCUCUCCUGAGCAAGCAGGAUUCCAGAAAGGCAAGGGUAUUGAGGAACACAUCCUCUUGACCAAUGAACUCAUGCUCCACCUUCAGUCCAAAGUCAGAGGGGGGAAUAUCAUGGUCAAACUAGACAUGGCUAAGGCAUUUGAUAAAAUGUCCUGGACAUACCUAGAAGCAAUUCUUAAAGCCUUUGGUUUUAAUGAACAAGCCACCUCACUUCUCUUACAAAAUUUGAGAGCUACCCAUCUUUCCAUUCUUAUUAAUGGUAAGCCUACUGGAUACUUCAAAAUUAAUAGAGGAGUGAAGCAAGGGGAUCCUCUCUCUCCUCUCCUCUUCAUUAUUGGUUCAGAAGGUUUUAGUAGAGUCCUGUACCAUGCUAUUUCUACUGGGUUCAUAUCCCCUUACAAAGCUGGUAAACAGAAGGUGGUCUCUCAUCUUGCUUUUGUAGAUGAUCUAAUUGUCUUCCUUAAGGGUGACAUUAAAAAUCUCCUCAGGUUUAACUAUGUUCUCUCUAGUUAUCUCAUUGCUUCUGGUCAGGAAGUCAACAAGUCUAAGAGUCAUCUCUACUGCAACAGAAAAGUGACCCUUCAGUACAAAAACAGAGUGGAAGAGGCAUUGGGUAUCAAGGUUGGGAAUCCACCCUUUAAGUAUCUUGGAUCAACUAUUACUCCUGGGAAACUCAAAAAAAUCCACUGUGAGCAGAUUCUCAACCAUUUUGAAGGGUAUCUCAAUAGCUGGUAUAGUAGAACUCUUAAUCCCAUGAGCAGGCUUAUUCUAAUUAAGCAUGUUCUUAGUGCUAUCCCACUGCAUACCAUGGCAGUUCAGGAUCUCCCUAAAUCUGUUAUUACCUCUAUUCAAAUUUCCUUGGCUAACUUCUUUUGGGGCUCCAAUAUGGGCAAGAACAAAAGGCAUUGGGCUAAGUGGACUAGGAUCUGCAAGCCAACAGGAGAGGGAGGUAUUGGAACUAGGAGCCUUGAGGACAUUCAAAAGGCCUCAGCACUGGUGGAAGGUUAACACUACUGGAUCUCUCUGGGCCACCUAUGUUAGACAGAAAUAUUAUAGAGAUGGCUCCUUUGAAGCAAAAAUCUAUGAUUCUGCUUCCUGGAAGAGAAUCUGCAGAAUUGCCUGAAUUGGUCUCCAACAUACAACUCGAGCUAACAACUCAGUUA